This is a messenger RNA of Schistosoma bovis, 6150 nucleotides long. NCBI's taxonomy places the organism in Eukaryota, Metazoa, Platyhelminthes, Trematoda, Strigeidida, Schistosomatidae. The record is from the annotation of a GenBank genome assembly.
GAAUAUUUGAUAUAAUUAACUGAAUAGUGCCGAAUGGACUAGAGUGGUUCUGGUCGACCUUAUUGGUCGGGUUGUUUUUUUCAUAAAUGAACUGCUAGAAAAAAAAUGAAAACUGUAAUUAAUUACCGAAACAAUAGUCAUUUUAAGUCGUUCAUUCAUAAUAUACUACAUGAAAAUCAUGAGCAAAAUAAUUUUUGUCAAAUUAAUACAUUACAACUGUUAAUCAUUAAUCUGUCUUUAUUUUAAUCGUAAUUAAUUGAUAAUCGGUCAACUGGAGGAUUAAAGCAUUUCAAUGAAGUAAUGAUUUCAUUACUGGUAGAGUUCAAAAUUUAUUUUUAUUAACUUUUUGAAUCCCACAAUAUCACUGAAAUACAAUAGAAUUAAUAACGAACGAAGGUUGACAUUUUUUAUUGGGUAGGGAUUGUAUCGUUUAAAGAAGUGGUAAAUAAUCUGUCGAUUGGUCAGUAAUUUCGAAGUAGAUGAUACUAUGUAGUAUUUUUAUACUGUGUUGGUUUAGUUAAAAAGAAUUGUUUGUGUAACUUCCAAAAGAGUAUAACCAAUCAUAACCGAAGUGUAGCCUGCAAUAUAUAUAGAGAUUUAACCAAGUAGUUGCUAUCGUAUUAGCAAGACGAAGGAAUUUUAAAAUAAUUAGUUGAAAAGUAAUCGAAAUAAUAUAGUAAUAGUGACAAUGAGGAAGAUGGAGCAUUGAGAAUACGGUUAGAAAAGAUAAACGAAUACUGAAACUUGAGAUGUAGAGGAAAGUGUAGAGAGUCUGGGUGAUUGUUGCUGAUCGUGAGUUGUCACUCGACGUCCCCAACCACUGAUUGAGGUUAUCAUCCUGUACCUAACUAGGUAAUGUACACCCAUCUUUGUUUCUCAAGCCAAGAGUCAAUGACUGCAUGAAAUAAUGUUAUAUAUUUUGUUUUGGCAGCCUUCAACUUUCUCAAAACCUAUUUCACCAGCAAACAUCGUUCAUCGAUGUAGACGGUGGUUAUGAAUACGUAACAUGUGUUGUGAACACCUCAUUUUGUAAAGAUUCACUAACUAAUCAAUAUGUGUACCAAACUUCAACACUGCUUAAUCGAUAGUCACACGAUCCCCGAGGAAAGCUUCAAAGAUGCCUGGUUGAAAACUAUUAGCCUACGCGUCUUCUACUUCUCUAAUUUAUAUUCUAUAUUGUCAAUUCAUUAUGUCUACAAAUCAAACAGUCUACAUGCAUCACCUUUACUCACAAAGAAUUUAAUACUAAAAUCCAAUAGAUGUAUAUUUUUAUCAAAUUAACGAUACCAUAGUUAUGGCAUGUAAGAUGAUGCUCUUACAAAAUAGAAAUCCGAAACACCAAAAACUUUGGGAAGCAAAAUCAAAUAAAUGUUUUAAGGGUAUGAAUUAAGAUCUGAUCUCACAGAUGUGUUAGCCUGAAAUCCAUUUAGGAUAUUCUAAUGCGCUUAAACUCUUGGUUCAUCAUUUGUCAGAGUGGAUUACGAAAACAAAGUUUAAAAACAAUGAUUAAAAAAAUUGUAUUGGAAUAAACAUAAAUUAGAAAGUGGAAUUCCACCAGGAAAUUAGAAGUACAAUGAAAUUUAUUUCAAAGUAAAUCGAUAAUUAAACAAACAAACGUUCAUAGAAUGGUAUUCUACAAGUAGAUAUGAUAUGUAACAACGUGGACUAGUGUCUAUGUCAAACAUUUAUAGUUUUAAAUAUUGUUAAGCUGUAAAAAUCAUUAUUUGUCUGAUUCCUCCUAUUGUAAUACGGAAGACAUAUGCAAGAUUUGUUAAAGAAAUAAUUAGUUCCUAAUUUUUGUAUAAAUAGUGUUAUUUAUGUUUAUUACUAAAAUGGGUAACAAUAGUUUCCUCUUAACGCCAAUCAAUUUGACUCAGUUCAAUUUUGAUAUAACCGUUUUUUAUUUAAUUGCUAAUCAAUGAAAUUGUACUCACUUUCUAGGUCUGUCAGCUUCUCAUAAAUGUUGAUUUCAUUGUAACUCUCAUUACUGCUCAAUCAGUGUUCUGUUCUUCUUAAUAAACUUUUAUGUCUGUUCAAGUAAUAAAGCUCGGAGACAACUGUUCAAAAAGUAGCUAACUAGGCAUUUUAUAUUCGGUUUCCACUUUUAAGGAGUCAGAUGCAUAGUGCCACCCUUAUUCAUCAGUUCUAAAUCUUUUCGACUUGGAAUGCAUAGUACAUUCAAUUUAGCUAGAGUGAUCACAUUAUUUAUUCAAGUUAUUUUCAGUUAUGCGGUCAUAUGUCAAGUUGGUGGUUUGCUGGAAAUUUUAAUAAAUUUCCUUAAUUAUUUGAUAUGAAAGCUGUAUUAUAAGGAUCACAGUAACUAAUAAAGUGAUAAUGGAAACCGUAUUUAUGUACAUGUUUGUCACUGAAGGUAUCAAGGUUUAACUAUAACCUGAUAGGAGACCUUGAAAACAACCAACUUCAACACAAGCCAAAUUCCACUUGGCAUUCUUCAAGGAUUUAUUCCUCUUAUACCAACAUUAUUCUAUUAUUUAGUGUUUUCAGUUACCGUCUAAAGCCGUUAACAAGCGUACUACCUACUUACGCAAUAGGCUAUCCACCAGCACUCUUCAUCCAACUCUGUCCUGGGCAAUCCUUCCCAGUUCUUUCCAGUUGUUAUUGAUCCUUUUCAUGUCUGCUUCCAAUUCCCGACACAGUGUAUUCUCUGGCCUUCCUCUUUCCCGCUUCUCCUCAGUAUUCCAAGUUAGCCCUUGCCUCGUGAUGCAGUUAGAUUAUUUCAAUGUAUGUCCUAUCCACUUCCAACGUCUUUUCCUGAUUUCUUCCUCAUCUGGAAACUGGUUUGUUCUUUCCCACAGUAGGCUGUUGAUGAUGGUAUCCAGCCAACGGAUAUUGAGUAUCUUGCAUAGACAACUGUUUAUAAUUACUUGUACCUUCAUGAUGAUGGUUUUAGUAGUUCUCCACGUUUCAGCUCCAUACGGUAAGACUGUCUUGACGUUCGUAUAACGAGCGUAUACCCUGUAAAAAUUAAAGUUGGACAGCAUACAUUAACUAUGCAGCUUAUGUUUAAUAAUUUAAACAUAUACCUUGAGAAUCCAUUGCAGGUAAGAAGCUGACUUACAAAAUCAUAUCGACUGAAAAGUCCUUCCAACAAUUGUUAUCACGUAACAAGAAGUGUUCGAAUGAAACUAAAUUGCAAAAAGAUCCUAGUUACGUAUUCUAACUGGUAAACAACCAACAAAUUAAUUCUUUAUUUUUCUAUUAAUUAUGAUAGUGUUAUGGAUUGAUGUGUGUAUGAUCUGUAGUCGAACAUGAUUUUAUAAUCGAUGCAGAGUGUAUGACAUUUUUGUAGUAUUCAUUAUAAAAAAAAGUAAGCAAGUUACUAAAACAGUAAAUGUUUAUGAAAGCUACUAAAUACUUUUUCAUUGGUGAAUAUUACAAACUUCAUCACAAAUUCAUGAAGAUUUUAACUUGAAAUCAAUAGUUGUAGCUGGCAUAUCCCUACAAAUUCUUUAUUUUUGUCUCGAAAAUUAUCAGGAUAAGAUUAUUUCAGUUUAGUAUUGUCAUUUUCUAUAAAUGUCAAGGAACAAAAUAGUAAAUCUUCACCAAUAAUUUAAGCAUUAUUGCCAAAAAAUAUAAGAUAUAUACGUAGCAGUGACGUCCAUAAGUUCAUAAAUGGUUGAUUGUGUCCAUCAGUUGUGUUAUAAUGUUUGGGCGCUUUCUUCGAUAAUAUACACUGAUCCGUUUAUCACUAAUUGGAAAAAAAUUCUUCUGUGUUCGUACUCCAAAUGUCGUCCAGAUGUUAAUAUAUAAUCAUUGUAUUAUCGUCGUACACAGCAUAAAGGUUGUUAUUUUAAAAGAAAACACAGGCUCCUCACAGUUCAUUAAACUGCCCAAAUUAGGUUCAAAACUAGACUUAAGGUUAUAUUGUAAAGAAAUUAACAACUUUUAAGAAUUAAUUCACGGUUAGGCAGUAAAGAAUGAGGUCGAUUUGGGAAGAAAAUUAUGUGAAAUUCAGAUGUUUCACACGUGAAUAAAAAUGGGAAGUAUGUGACUUCAAAUUACAGUCUAGAAUUCGGAUCAAUUCAAAAAACGACUUGUAUCUAUCAGUUAGUGUAAUGAAUAAUGAGAUAUACUACCAAUCAUUUAUCAUAGACACAAACUGAAUUCGAAAAUGACGGUAGAAAGCAUUCCGCUCGUUUAGUAACUUCACUUUUACAAAUUCAACAACAGUAGAAUAUCCUAUGAACAUUGUUUAUGCUGUUAUGCGAUAGAUUAAACUUAAAAAAUAAAUUAGAGUCAUCUACAUUUAUCAUUUUAAAGAUGCUAGAAGUAUUCGGAGUUUAUUUACUAUCUAUGAGUUGACAAUUUGUUAUGGCACUAGUCGUUUACAGAGCAAAAUCCUAUUUUGCAAACUGACCUUGAGUUCACCAUGUGACUUAAGACACAGACUCUUCUCUGAUGCAAAUAUGAUUGGUCUCAUUCUCUGUAGUGUGAUCCGGCGUUCAAAGCAUUUUCCUCUUUGUGACCAGAGGACAGCAGCAUCUCUCCUAAACCAACCUAUGUUACUUUAAGCACACUACGAUCAUAAAUUUUUGUGCCUUUCAGUUUACAUGAAUAUGACACACAUAAGUCAAUGGUGAAGACUGCCAAUUUUUUAUAAUCUAAGUAACGAAUGAUACUGGCCAAAUUGUAAAGGUUUAUAAAAAACUUCGAAAGAGCUAGAUAGAGAACUGUGGCCUGUUUUCGGAAGAUGAAGGACAUUAAUAAGCUACAAAAUUUUUCACCCGGUAAUCUUGAUUAGCCUCACAACAUAGUGAUUAUUUUUUUGAUCAUAUUGUUGAUGGGCCAGAGAUGAAGUUGUAGUUACUUAAAUGACAGUCUUCCAGGCUGUGGUAUUUUGAGGUGAUCAGCUUCGUUACGAGGCGAUGAUUGGGUAAAAUCACAGGAAGCUUGAAUGAGUGGAUAGUCCGUGUAGUUUUAUCGUCCUGUGAUACGAAGUAGUCAUUUGAUUGAUAUGGAGGACAAAGUUUGUGAAUAUGUUACGGUUGUUGCACCCUCUCAGUUGUCAUGCAGCAAUUUCAUGGCUUCUCCAUAUGCUUCCUUUUACACUGAGACUAAUACAUCAAAUUUGAUUAUAUAUAAUACGUUAACUGACACAGUCCAAACAUAAGGGCCUAUCUUGGUGACGAAAGAAAAUGAUAGUUGCAUAAAUCACAUAUCAUGUGGACAACGUUACUGCCUUACACAACCUCAUCAUUCUUCGCUUUGAUGAGAACAGCAUGACCGACCACAUAAUCGGACAAUUUAUUGGAAUAAAACCACCAAUAUGAUACAAUGCCUUUUCGCACCUUCAAGCAUAUGACAGUCGGUAUCACGGUUGGCUUCUAACAAAUAUACUCCCUUACUUGAUACGAUUAUUGAAAAUAACACACCACGAUGGUUAACCUCAAUUUCCUUGCCAGUUGUCACGUUUUUCUGUUGCUCACUUAUCGAAUUCGUCAUGUAAGCCAAAGCAUACAAAAUAUUACUUUAUCUAAACAGCGUUUGCUUUCCGAUACAAGCGAUGUCUUACCAACAUAUGUAAUAUACGGGGAUAAUCACAUAACAGAAAAAUAUUCCCAAUUCUUGAUGUUAGCUAUUGACGACAGAUGACCGAAGGCUGUGGUGGUCCCCAAACAAAAGGAGCUUACACAAAAUAUAUUGAUACACUAGGUUAACAAUGAUAUACCAAAACAAAUUAUUGAUUAAGAAACCUAGAUGUCUGUCCGUUAGUAAAAACAAGCCCCCGAAUGCCCUGGUACGGCCGAGAGUGGGGUGAGUCCGCUCUCCCUCUCGAAAUACUCUCACACGGCCGCGCGUAUACAGCCUCUGCCAGGGAAGUCCUACUCAUUGCCUUCUCGUGGCGGGGGUGUUGUUUACGAAAAUGAGAGGACGAAAAGCGAAUAUCCGGCGCUUUAACCGGAUUCCAAACUAAUGGUGCACAUGGGCUCCAGUAUCCUGCGGGAACAAAUGGCGUAUGAACCAAUCUUUGGUCACCGGCUACCAUGGGAUUGCAUCUCCUUACGAUGCUCCACUGCCUUGUGGGUUAGACCUUUAGGUCAAAGACUCGAGGUGUGGCCUCCUAAGAUAACCACCUGCUUCGGUUUGGGCACCCGGGCAGUAUCACAGCCCACACACAAACGAUGAACU